AUGUCUGAUCCUAAAAAGAAACCAACGACACCGUUAAAACCCACAAAGACCAAUGCAGGCGGAGGAAGUACCGGAUCUCAGAAGAAACAAUCUUCAUUGAUGGCAUUCUUCAAACCUGUUGCCAAAUCAGAUUCUAAAGCUCCAGUUCCACCACCCCAAUUGCAAAACAAGCAACCACAAUUACCUUCUUCUUCUCCUUUGAAGAGCAAAUCUGUCAAGAAUGAGAUAUUAAGCGACAAGGAGAACGAACAGGAAUCUACUAGUGCAAAUACCUCGUUUAAUGCCCCUGACAGUCUGUUUACUAGUUAUUCUCUGAAAAAGGAAAAGAUGGCGGAUGCUGAUGAAAUCUCUCAAGUUAAAGUUGCAAAGACUCAUUUGAAUAAAGCUGCUACCAAUUUAAACUCUAGUCCUGUGACUAAGCGUGGACGUGGUACCAAGAAUAUCAGCUAUGCCGAAUCAUCAGAUGAGGAAGAAGAAGAAGACGACAUUAAAGUUGGCAAAAAAAGAAGGAAAGUGAUUGCUGAUGAUAGUGAUAACGACGAUGAGUUCACACCAGCUGGAGAAGAACCAUCUGAUGAUGACAUGAGUGAUUUCAUAGUUGAUGAUGAUAAAGACGAAGACAGCCCAGUCGAAGAAGAAGGAGAGGAGGAAGAAGAUAAUGACGACGAUGUCCCUCUCAGAACUAAACAGCCUAAGAAAGCAACUAAGUCAAUGACUCCAACAAAGAGAGCUCUUGAUAAAAAAUUCAACGCUAAAUCAGCCUAUUCUCCUUCAAAUUAUACCCCUGUCAAAUCUAGUCCUUCGACCAAGGUUACCCCAGUCAAGAAAUCGUUUGCAAAGGAAAACGAAGAAAGAUACCAAUGGUUAGUCAACAUCAAAGAUGCAGAAAAGAGAACUCCUGAUGAUCCAGAAUAUGAUUCUCGUACCUUAUACAUCCCCCAAGCUGCCUGGUCUAAAUUCACUGCAUUUGAGAAACAAUAUUGGGAAAUUAAAUCGAAAAUGUGGACUACUGUGGUUUUCUUUAAGAAAGGGAAGUUUUAUGAAUUAUAUGAAAAUGAUGCUAUUAUUGCCAACACUGAAUUUGAUUUAAAGAUUGCUGGAGGUGGAAGAGCCAAUAUGAAAUUGGCUGGUAUCCCUGAAAUGUCGUUUGAAUAUUGGGCCAAGGAGUUUAUUAGUCAUGGUUAUAAAGUUGCCAAAGUUGACCAAAAGGAAUCCUUAUUGGCUAAGGAAAUGAGAGGUGGAUCUACCAAAGAAGAAAAGAUUAUCAAGAGAGAAUUGACUGGGAUUUUAACCGGAGGUACUUUGACUGAUUUGGAUAUGAUUAGUGAUGAUAUGUCAACUUACUGUUUAAGUAUUAAGGAGGAAGAAAAAGACGAUGGUUCCAAGAUAUUUGGAGUUGCAUUUGUAGACACCUCGACCUCAGAAUUGAAUUUGAUUGAACUUGAAGAUGAUCCAGAAUGUACCAAGUUAGACACUUUGAUAACUCAAGUAAAACCCAAAGAAAUCAUUUGUGAAAAGGGAAAUUUGUGUGGUAUUGCCAACAAAAUCUUGAAGUUCUGUGCCCACAACAACCAUCAAAUUUGGAAUCAAUUGAAUCCAAUUACCGAGUUUUGGGAUUAUGAUGUCACAGUAGAGAAUUUAGUGACUUCAAAGUACUACCCAGCCGAAGACUUAGAUGAUUUUUCACAAUACCCUGUGGUUUUAACCAGCUUUAAAGAAAAGCAUCAAGUUGCAUUCAAUGCAUUUGGUGGGUUAUUGUAUUAUUUGAAAACGUUGAAGUUGGACUCUAGUAUUAUGAGUCUUGGUAAUAUCCACGAAUACAGAAUUUCUCGUAAUGAAGCUUCUCAUUUGAUUUUGGAUGGUAUUACCUUGAACAACUUGGAAAUUUUGAACAAUUCCACCGAUGGUGGUGAUAAAGGUACUCUUUUUAAAUUGUUAAAUAGAGCCACUACUCCAUUUGGUAAGAGACAAUUGAAAAAAUGGAUAUUGUACCCAUUGAUGAAAAUCAAUGAGAUCAAUCAAAGGUAUGAUGCUGUUGACUAUUUAAUGAAUGAUGGUUUAGAAAUUCGCUCAAUCGUAGAAUCAUGCUUGAAUGAAUUACCUGAUUUAGAAAGACUAUUAGCCAGAAUUCAUGCUGGUAAUCUCAGAUUUAGAGACUUUUUGAAAGUGGUUGAAAGUUUUGAAAGUAUUGCCAAAUGUUUGAAUCAAUUGGGCGAAUUUACCAAUGUCGAAUCGGGAGCUUUUUACAAAUACAUUCGGGAAUUCCCGCAAGAAAUAGCUCGGUUAAUUACCGAAUGGGAAGAUGCAUUUGACAGAGAACAAGCCAAGAACGAUGUCAUUAUCCCUGCCAAGGGUAUUGAUGAACAAUUCGAUGAAUCUCAAGCAAUAAUAGAUGAUUUGCAAGGACAACUUGAUCAGCAUCUUAAAGAAUACAAGAAAAGAUUCAAAUCUCAUGAAAUUUGCUACCGUGAUUCCGGUAAAGAGAUUUAUUUGAUUGAAUUCCCUGUCAAAUUGGUCAAACAAAUCCCUAAUGAUUGGCAACAAAUGGGUGCUACUUCUAAAGUCAAGAGAUUCUGGUCACCAGAAGUAAGGAAAUUAGUUCGUGAAUUGCUUGAACAACGUGAAAGACACAAGAUGGUAUGUGAUACGUUGAGAAACAGAAUGUAUUCGAAGUUCGAUAGUCACUACAAUAUCUGGAUGAAGGUAAUUGCUACAAUUUCUAAAAUUGAUUGUUUGUUAGCUUUAGCUAAAGUAUCUGGCACUAUUGGAUAUCCUUCUUGUCGUCCAAAGUUUGUUGAUUCAGAUAGAGGAUAUAUCAAUUUCCAAGAAUUGAGACAUCCAUGCUUUAUCAGUACACGUGAAUUUAUCCCUAAUGAUGUCAUGUUAGGAGGCGAUCAACCCCAUUUUGGUUUACUUACCGGUGCUAAUGCUGCUGGUAAAUCUACAUUGAUGAGAACAACCGCGUUAGCAGUAAUUCUCAGUCAAAUUGGUUGCUAUAUACCUGCACAGCUGGCCGAAUUGACUCCAGUAGAUAGAAUAAUGACCAGAUUGGGUGCAAAUGAUAAUAUAUUACAAGGUAAAUCAACAUUUUUCGUGGAAUUAUCUGAAACGAAAAAGAUCUUGAGUAAUGCUACACCUAGGUCAUUGGUUAUUUUAGAUGAAUUAGGAAGAGGUGGUUCUAGUAGUGAUGGAUUUGCCAUUGCCGAAGCGGUAUUAUACCACUUAGCAACACAUUUGCAGUCAUUGGGAUUCUUUGCUACUCACUAUGGUACAUUGGGUGCAUCUUUCAAAACCCAUCCCCAAAUUAAACCACUCCGCAUGGGUAUCAUUGUUGAUAGCAACACGCGUAAUAUUACCUUUUUGUACAAAUUAGAAGAAGGUGCCGCCUCAGGGUCGUUUGGGAUGAAUGUUGCAUCCAUGUGUGGAAUUUCAGAUGAAAUUGUGGUGAAUGCAGAAAUGGCUGCUAAAAAUUACGAACAAACAUCCAAAUCUAAAAAGUCAAAUCUUCCCAAGAUUGAAGAUGGACUAAGCUUGGGAUUACAGAGUGAUUUUGCCUGGAUAGCAAAGGAACAAUGGGGUGUAUUGAGUAAAGAUAUUUUGAAUUAUGAAGAACCAGUUAAGCAACAUGCAUUGGAAAACAUAUUCACCAUGAUUGACCAGUUAAGUGUAUAG
Molecule: messenger RNA, 3672 nt
Organism: Spathaspora passalidarum NRRL Y-27907
Lineage: Eukaryota; Fungi; Ascomycota; Pichiomycetes; Serinales; Debaryomycetaceae
Gene: MSH6
Product: mismatch repair ATPase
Exons: 1
Coding region: 1-3672 (1223 amino acids)
Biological process (GO): mismatch repair
Cellular component (GO): nucleus; MutSalpha complex
Molecular function (GO): ATP-dependent DNA damage sensor activity; ATP binding; mismatched DNA binding
Source: RefSeq, a predicted model, not a curated record